Molecule: messenger RNA, 852 nt
Organism: Desarmillaria tabescens
Lineage: Eukaryota; Fungi; Basidiomycota; Agaricomycetes; Agaricales; Physalacriaceae
Exons: 12
Coding region: 1-852 (283 amino acids)
Cellular component (GO): membrane
Molecular function (GO): transmembrane transporter activity
Source: RefSeq, a predicted model, not a curated record
AUGCAAAGAACGCCCCCAAGAAACGAAGAAUCUCCUGUAUCGAAGGAAGAUUUCAAGCUGAGCGAUGUACCGCUCGCUGGACCCAGUUUGACCGAGUACACUCCCGAGCAGUACAAGAACCUCAAAUUCAAGGCAGACUACUAUCUUCUUCCACUCAUGUGGCUAUGUUAUGGUAUUCAGUCAGCCGACAAGAUAGCAUUAGCGCUGGAGGACGGGCACGACUUUAUUGAUAUACAUGGUGAACGAUAUUUUUCAUCUCAUCGUGAUAUGUUGGAAGCUCUAACGUUGCGUAAUAGAUAUGCUGGGGACUUCAUAUACAGGAUGGUAACGAGACUAGUGAUCUUCGUCAUUGUCGGGCUGGUUACAUCAAAGUGGAAGAACCUCCGUCUGUAUAUCAUGGCGCUUGCGACGAUCCCUCCAUUCAUUGGUUUCCUUGGGAUGGCUCUCAUCGAGUCGAGCGCAUCUACUAAGUGGACGAAAUGGGGGAUGCUGAGUAGGUACUUGGGGUGGACGCUUAUUCCCUCGAACGUUCCCGGGCGUACUAAGCGAACCGUCACUUCCUCGUUUACGUUCAUUUGUUUCUGUGCUGGAAACAUAUGCGGGUCACAGAUAUUCAAAGCCAAGGACACUCCAACUUACAUGCCGGGCGUCAUCGCAUGCAACGUAUGCCUCGGGCUGGAUUUCCUUGUCAUUGUUGCCUGGCGUAUGACUCUGGUAUUGCGGAAUAGACGUCGGGAUAAGGCUAUGCUCACGGAUGGGCUGACCGAGGAGGAGAGAGAAAUGCAGGGAAAGAUUAACGGAGAAUCGGAUCUGACGGAUUUUGAGAAUCCUCAUUUUCGGUACACUCUGUGA